Molecule: messenger RNA, 1344 nt
Organism: Necator americanus (New World hookworm)
Lineage: Eukaryota; Metazoa; Nematoda; Chromadorea; Rhabditida; Ancylostomatidae
Exons: 10
Coding region: 1-1344 (447 amino acids)
Biological process (GO): protein phosphorylation
Molecular function (GO): calcium/calmodulin-dependent protein kinase activity; calmodulin binding
Source: RefSeq, a predicted model, not a curated record
AUGGUGGACGCCAUACUACGAUCGCUGCGACAUCGUUAUCGACGCCAGUCGAAUUCGAUGGCAAAGCAGUGGAACGAGACAAAAUCCGUGAAUUUGGCCAUAGAACAUGAAUUGGCUGCGCUGAAUGAACUGGAAAUGAAGAAAGAAAAGGAGAAAAAGCAGCAAUGCUUGCUUAUUGGAUCUAUAAACUCGAAAAAAAGGGGAAUGUACACUGCGAAAUCAGCGGACGAAUUGAAACAGAAAGCGAAUGAUGUGAAAGUCUGCGAAAUCGAACAGAUAAUUGACAACGGAAACGUUCAACGACAUCGCCAAACAUCAUUGGAUCUUUUAAUUGGCCUAUUUGAAUGCGAAAUGCUUCAUAACUGCCGGAAAAAUCCGAAAAUCCCCGAUUCGAUUCAUGCGCCUCGAUUCAUUUCAUUCGUCGGUUCAUCGGCGACUGCAGCGGCGAGCCACCAACUCGGUCGUCUGUCGGUCAAUUAUUACAGCGAAGCUUUACGGAACUCUACACUCCGACGCCCGCUUCAAGCGCCGGCAACACAACGGCUCGGCAGCUCCGCCCCAACUGCUCCCCCGCCGCCUGCAGCGUUGUCCUCACCCGGUAUCGAUGACGAUGUCGAAUGGCGGUCAUCGACGAGUUCAAGGUGUCGUAAUCUACUGAACAAAAAAGAAGGCGGACCACCCUCGACGAUCAAGGAAUCCAGUGAAUCGUCGCAAACAUUGGACGAUACUGAGUCGGACAAAGGUGGUCAACUGAAGCACGAGAACACUGUGGUACGUGCCGAUGGAACAGCCACCAAGGCGGUGCCGUCAUCGUCGCUAUCAGCUCAAAAACAAGAAAUUGUACGGGUUACGCAACAACUGCUGGAUGCAAUCUCGUGCAAGGAUUUCGAUGUUUACACGAAAUUGUGCGAUCCAGCGAUGACAUGUUUCGAGCCGGAAGCACUAGGGAAUCUCAUCGAAGGAGUUGAAUUUCACCGAUUCUAUUUUGAUUACGGAAAUAAUAAUCCACGGAAAGGUCAGCUGCAUACAACGAUGCUAAAUCCAAACGUGCACGUGAUGGGUGAAGAAGGCGCCUGUAUCGCAUACGUGCGACUGACACAAUUCAUGGACAGCACGAAUCAUGAGGCUACUAUAUCAGCUCGCAAAAGCCAAAGAAUGGUGAAGCUCGUACGCGGCAAUCACAAGAAUCCCGAGUUUGGCAGAAGAAGGCGGGACGAUGGGUUUGUGUCCAUGUGCACCGUAGUGGACCACCUGGAGCAUCGACCUCAACACCGGUGGAAUUUUAAGUGUUUUCUCACGUUUUUCUUUUCUUUCGUCGUCCUCGUACAAGUGAUAUAUGUAUAG